UAUUCUGAAGGGAAUUUCUGUUCUUGAUCUCUCUUCUACUCUUCAGCUUCUUGGUAUCUCGGCCACUUUCUUUUCCCUUUUCUGAAGGACUGGUAAAGUUUUGGAUGAUCACCUACUAAUCAGUGCAAAUUCAAAUUCUCUCUUUUGUGUAGGGUCUAAGUAUAACAGUCAGAUGAAGAGACACCACGAACAGAGUGAUAAACUUGUAAAACUACGGGCUAAUUAUGAAAUGCUAAAAAAUAAGUUCCUGGAGGAGUGCGAGCCUAAAUACGAAACCUUGAAGCAGAAGUACUCAGAAGAGUGCGCUGAAAGGAAGCGCCUACAUAAUGAACUGAUCAAGCUGAAGGGCAAUAUAAGGGUUUUUUGCAGAUGCAGGCCAUUAAAAUCAGAAGAGAUCUCUAAAGGUUAUUCUUUUGUGGUAGAGCUUGACCCAUCACGGGAUACUGAAUUGCAGAUCAUCUGUUUAGACUCCUCCAAAAAGCAGUUUAAAUUUGAUCAUGUUUUUGGACCUAAAGAUGAUCAAGAGGCUGUCUUUGUGGAGACCUUGCCAAUUGUGAAAUCAAUACUAGAUGGGUACAAUAUGUGCAUUUUCGGAUAUGGGCAGACAGGUAGUGGGAAUACAUUUACGAUGGAAGGAACAACAGAGAACGGGGGUGUUAACUACAAAGCUUUGGAGGAACUGCUCAAGUGUUCCAAGGAAAGCAGCUCCAUAAUCAGAUAUGAACUUUCUGUGAGCAUGUUGGAGGUCUAUAAUGAGAAGAUCAGAGAUCCUCUGGUAGACAAUGCAGAUCAACCUGUGAAGAAAUUGGAGAUAAAGCAAGUGGCAGCCGGAAUACAGGAUGUGCCUGGGUUGGUUGAAGCUCAGAUCUGCAGCAUAGAUGAGGUGUGGGAGAUGCUUAAAACUGGAGCAAGGAACAGAUCGGUUGGGUCAACCAAUGCAAACAAGCUCUCACUGCUUCAUUGCAGCAUGGUUCGGGUGACUAUCAAGAGUAAGAAUUUGGUGAGUGGGCAGAGGAGCAGGAGCCACAUGUGGCUUGUGGAUAUAGCUGGAAGUGAACGUGUUGCAAAGACUGAAGUUGAGGACCAGAGUUUGAAAGAGUGUCAGUUCAUCGAUAAGUCACUCUUGGCAUUAGGAGAUGUUAUCUCUGCUCUUGCCUCAAAGAACCCCCAUAUUCCAUACAGGAACUCAAAGCUUACCCGUCUGCUCCAAAGCUCUCUAGGAGGAGAUUGCAAGACUCUUAUGUUUGCACAGAUCAGCCCAAGCUCAGCAGAUUUGGGAGAAACACUCUGCUUAUUAAAUUUUGCUAGUCGAGUCCGGGGAGUUGAGCAUGGCCCUGCCCGUAAACAAUCAGAUCCAGCAGAAAGUUUCAAGCUUAAACAGAUGGCAGAGAAGCUCCGACAGGAAGAAAAGGAAACAGCAAGAUUAAAUGAAAGCUUGCAGUCGAUGCAGCUCAAAUAUGCAUCACAGGAGUAUGUCAUUCAAACUCUUCAAGAAAACGUUAGAGAUCUUGAGAACCUGAGGGCCUCCAGACAGACUGCCAAAUUCUCCAAGCCACCACCGGCUCCCAUCAAGGAGAGGCCUCCUUUGAGCAAAAUCACUAACCGUUUGCCACGUUAAGAAAGAAGUGGUUCAGAUCAGUCAGGCAACCUAGAUUACCUCCAAACUUGCUCCUUGUGUGGAGAUCAGAUGACCCAUUUAAGGGAUAAAAAUAUCACAUCAUAUUCUUUUAUCUUCCAUCACCUCUAUAUGUUUAAAUAUUGCUUUUAAUUGCCUCUAAAGUCACAAUGAUGAAAAAAAAUCAUACCA
Molecule: messenger RNA, 1807 nt
Organism: Phoenix dactylifera (date palm)
Lineage: Eukaryota; Viridiplantae; Streptophyta; Magnoliopsida; Arecales; Arecaceae
Source: RefSeq, a predicted model, not a curated record